Molecule: messenger RNA, 3252 nt
Organism: Moesziomyces antarcticus
Lineage: Eukaryota; Fungi; Basidiomycota; Ustilaginomycetes; Ustilaginales; Ustilaginaceae
Exons: 1
Coding region: 1-3252 (1083 amino acids)
Biological process (GO): mitochondrion organization; phospholipid transport
Cellular component (GO): ERMES complex
Molecular function (GO): lipid binding
Source: RefSeq, a predicted model, not a curated record
AUGUCGUUCAACUUCAAAUGGCCCACCUUCUCGGAGGAGUUCCACGCGAGCGCUGCUCAGAUGCUCAAUAGCGCGCUAAACCGCGGCCCCAAACCGAAAGUGAUUGCCGAUGACAUUCUUGUCGAGGAGCUCGGCAUGGGCACCAUCCCACCGGAGCUCGAAAUCCUCGAGAUUGGAGACCUCGGCACCGAUCGCUUUCGCGGCAUCUUCCGGCUCACGUAUGCGGGCGAUGCUCACCUGGUCUUAAAGACAAAGGUGCAGGCAAACCCGCUCUCCAAACCCAACCGCCCGGACAUCGGCCUCUUUCCAUCCUCGAAUGCUUCUAGAGGCAUUCUCUUUGCAGCCGCGCCGCUGGUCGUGCCGAUGCAUCUGAGGCUGUCCUCCGUCAAGCUCCGCGCCAUCGUCGUGCUCGUCGUCUCCAAGGCAAAAGGCAUCACGCUCGUCUUCAAGAACGAUCCGCUCGAAAGCGUCGAAGUCAGCUCAACCUUUGACAGCGUCGCCGUCAUCCAAAAGUACCUGCAGCAGGAGAUCGAGGGCCAACUCCGCGAAAUGUUCAGAGAGGAUCUGCCCGGCAUCAUCCACAGACUCAGUCAAAAGUGGCUUAGCGGCGAAGUCAAGUCCGAAAAGGAAAAGACCAAGCAGAACACCGACCCAGAGGGCUCGAUACCUCGCGCCAAUGCGUCGAGGACGAAGGAACCUGCGCUGCCACGCUCCGCCAGCGAGCCACUCGCCGUGCUCGAGACCGCCUCGGCCCCGGGCGGAUCGAUGAAGCGAAGCCCUUCAAAGAGCAAAAGAGCAUCCCAAUCCAGAUCGGGUGAAAGCACGACCGGCGUUGCAGCAUCACCCGGACGAUCGCCUCCAAAACCACGCAGCAACGUGCGUCGCUCCCGCCAUGUGGCUAAAGCUGCUUCAACUUCAGCAGCCCUCUUGCACAACGAACUGCCAUCCACACACGCCUCGCCAUUCGACGCUGCUUUCCCCGACAUUGAGAACUACGAUCCCACCUAUGGAUUGCGUCCGGACGAUCUGCCCACACAUAGCGGCUUCUCCGGCCUAGGCCGUCUGGCCCAGCGCAAUCUCGGUGGCCUGAAGGAUCUCACCGCCUCGCCGACGUUCGCAAGUCCAGACAUGCCAGGCAACGACAUUGAUCUGGACGAAGCCGCCUUCGAGGACUUUGACCGCGCGUCGGACGAAGCUUAUUCGGACCUGGACGAGCAGCAGGAUGCUCUCAGCGGAUCUCAGACCGACGACGUUGAGACUGACGCUGAUCAAGGUGUUGUUUCGGAUGACUUUGGCGAUGACGUAUCGGACCUGGAAGAGAAUGAUCAGAGCGACUUCAUCGACACUUCCAUCGACUACACUCGCUUUGGCUAUCCUCCAGCUUCGGCUGCCUUUUCCGACACUCAAGAGCUCAACCGCGCAUCCUCAAUCAUCUUUGACGACGAGCCCCAGUCGCGUUCGCGGCGCGGAAAUCCUCCGUCUUCUUCCGGUCGCUCAGGAGCCCGCGCUCGACGACCUUCGUCGAGUCGUUCCGAGAAGUCGACCGCGUCUGCUGCUCAGAGGAGAAAGCCGCAGCCCGCCGUCGUCUACGAGACCAUCCCGGCCGUCGGCGGCGGUAUUGUCACCCGCCCCCGUGUGUACCACAUUGCAAGCAAAGUGCAGCCGCCCGAGGUCGACUGGGACGACGAGGAUACAGCUCGACCAUCCCAGUACGGAGGCACGCCUUCCACCCGAACAGGCGCCACACGCUUCGGUUCCGACUUCGGCAGCGCCACCAUCGGUGCACAUAGCUCGCGGACCAAUACGAUCCGAGGCGCACACGACUCUCCUCACCUCGGCGCGGCUUUCGUGUCGCGCGACAGCAGUGAGGAGAGCCUUCUGGACCUUCCACCCGAGUCGUUCCACAGCAGCGACGCCUCGUUUCAGCAACCCUUCGUUGCCUCCGACGCCGCCCAUUCUUCCGCUUCCGACUCCGCUUCGAGGACCGGUCGGGGACCGUCGGCGUUGGGGUCGACCAGUCGGCAGUCUUCAUCACGCGAUCUGUCGGAUGUCCAGUGGGACCACAGCGCAGCCAGCACUGCACCAACCUCGUCGCAGUCCCAGACUUGGGACGUGCACACCAAGAGCGAUGCCAGCAACAAGGCUGUUGGCACCAAGAUGAGAUCCGAAGCGCCUUCCGAUUCGGGCGUUCAGUUCCGUAAGAACAAAAGCACCAGCCACAACCGGUCCAAGACGAUGGGCAAUGGUGACCCUGCUAAAUUCAUGGCACGGCGCGCCGGUGAAGGGCCGGGUAUGUCGGCUACCCCUGCGCGCGCACGAGCAGCGGCGGCGUCGCGACCCGGCUUCAUCACUUACGCAGCGUCGCCGCCGGGCGACUCGCUCAGCUGGCAGCAGAGUCCUCCGACUCAUCGCGCUAUGGAUCGAGAGGCGGCUCUCUCCACAUCUCCCUCGGGCGCACAAGACAUGCUGUCCACCUCGCCUUUCCGGAGCUCGAGCCUGCAUCAUGGAAGUCCGCGCGGUCCCUCGUAUGUUGGCGGCCACUUUGCGAGUGCUAGCAACAGUCCGCAGACGGGCCAGUCGAGAGCUGCGCAGGGCUCGGCAGCUGCGCCCACGCGACUGUCGAUCGACGCAUCGGCGCACUUCCUCGACCUGGUCAAGUCCAAUCACACCCUCAGUCCGUUCACGCGCAACAUGGAGCACUUCACAGUGCGUAGCGCCCCAGUCACACCGGGAUGGCAGACCACUUCCGGCAACGCAAGCGUGGUCGGGAGCAGUGCUGCAAGCGGCACGGGCACAACAAGCGGAAGUUCCCAGACUGGCGCGCUGGGCAAACAGGGCAAAGGCAGCACAAGCGUCGCGGUGCAUUCGGCUGCUGAGCACAGGCAGCCACGCGAUUCAAAUACACCCCCUGCCUCUGCCAACACACCCGCGAGACGGCGCCGCACUUUCCAGCUGGGAGCCUCGAGCUCGCCCGACGAGCAGCAGUCUACGCCCAAAGCGGAUCGUCGCCAAGCAGAUCUGCGCACUGACGGCGGUUUCGCGUCGAGCGAGCAUGGCUUCGCCCCCUUCGCCGGCUCGGGCCCGAAGCCCUUCCAGGCUCCUGGAUCGUCGGCGUCUUCGAACGCCGAGUCGAGCAAGGGAAAGCGAUCGGCGAUCAAGGAUGCUCGUCGACGCAGCCGUCCCGAUUCGAUGGGCCCACCGUCGGAAGCGGCGCGCAUGAGUGCCCUACGCUGGGAGGCGAUCCGAGAGUAG